Messenger RNA from Diatraea saccharalis (sugarcane borer), 1317 nucleotides. The record is from the annotation of a GenBank genome assembly. Lineage: Eukaryota; Metazoa; Arthropoda; Insecta; Lepidoptera; Crambidae.
GUCGACAGCUAGGAGCGUCUCCACGGGUGACUGGCACCAGUAGCCAACGAAUACCCGCGCGGGACGAGCGAGCCACUCAGUCGGUAUACCAUGUCAUUAGCAGAAGGCGCAUCCGACAACGACCAGAGACAAGACAGAGAGAUCGAACGCCAGGAAGAAAAGAGCGGGAAAAAGAAAAACGACAAACCUAGAGGGCAGAUGUCAGACUCUUACAUGUGGAAGGAACAGAUUCACACUCUGAUGAAGGGCGGAGAGAGCGAGUCCGACAUAUCGGACUCUGAACACUUCCUCACGAAGGGUGCAUUCCUCCUGACCCCCUCUCACGGUCUCAGCAUGGAGAAAGCCUCCGCUAUCUGCGAGAAAAUGGAGUUCAAGGGGUGCUUCUCCUUGACGAAGACUGCAACUGGGAUCCUGUUCAAAUUUUCCAGCGUCGAUGAUUACCAGAUGGUGUUCAAGAAAGGUUUCCAUAAAGUCACUGGAUCAAGAUUCUAUAGGAAGAUAGCGAUACCGUGUCGUCCUCAGAAGACUUUCACCGUGUACGUGUAUGAUGUACCUGAUGAGGUCCCAGAGGAGGAUGUGAGGCAUGCCCUGUACAAGUUCGGCUCGGUGGUGGAGGUGGUCCGUCUACACUUCACAGGUUCGCCGCGAGAGGGCAACACGGGAACUUCUACCCCUAAACCUUCAGACAAGACUCCUCCACGAGCUCUCACAACUAUCGACGGAGAGCUGGUGAGCAGCAUGAUACCCAAAGAAGCCACUAGCGUGAUACGUGUGACCCUCGCUAACAUCGAGGAGGCGAAUAUCCUCCUGCAGAACGGCCUGGAUUUCUAUGGUGCCACUUAUUUUCCAACGGAGCUCGCUACUCCAGCUCAAGCUGCGAAACUUAUCAAGCCGAGCAGGGUCACAGGUGGAACAGUAUCGGCUAGAGUCCGUGACCUUUUACCGGUCUUCGAUCAGCAGGGUUUCGCAAAGUUUGCUCCGCCAGCGUCGCGACUCGUCAAACCGAGGUCCAAAUGAUACCAACUCCACAAAACCCUGAGAGAGACAUGCGACGAUUCCACGCUUAAAACUAUGGUCAUAACGACUAAUAGCACUAAUAAGACAUACUGUUUGUACUUAAAUUCUUAGACGUUUGAUGGAAAAAGACAUUUAGAUUAACAAACGGAUUCAAACUUCAUUUAAUUUAUCUAAAUCAAUUUUUUUUGUUUGUCUUUGUAUCUCUUUGCAUUUAAUUUUGAGUUAUUAGUUACUAAUGUGCCAUUUAUUGUUACAAGACAAUAUAAUAUAACUGUUACCAAUAAAUUAAUGUGAUAAUUU